Molecule: messenger RNA, 660 nt
Organism: Acaulospora colombiana
Lineage: Eukaryota; Fungi; Glomeromycota; Glomeromycetes; Diversisporales; Acaulosporaceae
Source: the annotation of a GenBank genome assembly
AUGUCGCAAGAAAAUUCAGCAGAUGUUUAUGUGAAUUUCUAUCGAGGAAUUUUUCUACUUCAUGAGACACUUCGGUCAGGAAUGGACCAAAUUCUGAACAAUGCGCCAAAUGUUUGCAAGACCGAUGUCCGCAAUUUUAUUGGCUAUAUUAAUGCUUUCAUCAGUCAUCUCAUGUCUCACCACGGCCACGAAGAGCACAUAAUCUUUCCAGCGGUCACUCAGAAAAUAUCCGUAAACGAGUUCAUAGAGGAUCACAAAAAACUCGAUAAAUUAGUACACAGCUUGUCUGAUUAUACGAAAAAGGUUUCCGAGAAGAAAGUGUCCUACGAAUCUGCGAAAAUUGUUGAGCUCAUGACUCAAUUGAACGAUCUCGUUCGCCCACACUUAAAACAUGAAGAAACUUCUUUUUCGGUAGAAGCCCUGAGAGAAAACAUGACCAAGGAAGAACUGGAAAAAAUUACAAAUGAUAUAAACGACUCAAUUAAGAAGGAAGGUGGUGCAACCACGAUUCUUCCAUUUUUACUUCUGCACCUAGAACCAGAGGAUAGACAGUUCAUGGUCUAUGAUUCUAUGCCCAAACCUGUUAAAAGUCUCCUUCUUCCCGUAUUUAUCAAUUGGAACAAAGGCUAUUGGAAGUAUGCAAAAUAUCAGCGCAUAUAA